Molecule: messenger RNA, 5964 nt
Organism: Patella vulgata (common limpet)
Lineage: Eukaryota; Metazoa; Mollusca; Gastropoda; Patellidae
Product: UDP-glucose 6-dehydrogenase
Exons: 12
Coding region: 272-1732 (486 amino acids)
Biological process (GO): glycosaminoglycan biosynthetic process
Cellular component (GO): nucleus; cytosol
Molecular function (GO): UDP-glucose 6-dehydrogenase activity; NAD binding
Source: RefSeq, a predicted model, not a curated record
GUCUUAAAUAAUUAUAAUAUAAUACCAUAAUAAUGCCUUUUUAAAAGGCUUGAAGUUACUCUAGUCUGAUGUCAAAUAAAUGCAAGCUCUGUAUGUAGGACUUGAAUGCAAGUCACUAGAUGGGAAAUGUAGACUGUUAAUGUUCCCAGGCAAUGACUUGUAUUUUCAUAGCUUAAUAGAUGACAGAUGAUCCAUGAACUAACAUGUCACACAGCUUUGUUACUACAUUUAUAUAUUUUAACAAGUUUACAAAAAGGUUGAAUUUUCAAAAAUGAAUACUUGUAUUACGUGGAAGAUGACGUUAAAGAAGAUAUGUUGUAUAGGUGCUGGCUAUGUUGGUGGACCAUCUUGUGCCGUUAUAGCCAGUAAAUGUCCAGCAAUACAAGUCACAGUUGUUGAUCUUAGUGAAGAAAGAAUAAAACAAUGGAAUUCUGAUCACCUGCCACUCUAUGAGCCUGGUUUAGAUGAUGUAGUAAAAUCAUGUCGUGGAAGAAAUUUAUCAUUUUCUACAGAUAUAGAUACUGCUAUACAAGAAGCUGAUCUCAUCUUUAUCUGUGUCAAUACUCCCACUAAAAACUUUGGCAUUGGAAAGGGUCGUGCAGCAGACUUGAAGUAUAUAGAAGCAGCUGCUAGAAGAAUAGCAGAUGUAUCUAAAAGUUCCAAGAUUGUUGUCGAGAAGAGUACCGUACCUGUUAAAGCGGCUCAAAGUAUUAGUAACAUUUUACAAGCUAAUGUCAAACCUGGAGUCAAAUAUCAAGUUUUAUCUAAUCCUGAGUUUUUAGCAGAAGGAACUGCUGUUAGUGAUGUAUUAGAUCCCGACCGUGUUUUAAUAGGAGGAGAAAAAAAUAGUCUAGGUCAAGAGGCUAUUGAAGCUCUCUGUUGGAUCUAUGAACAUUGGAUUCCUAGAGAAAAAAUUAUUGUAAUGAAUACUUGGUCUUCAGAACUCUCCAAAUUGGCUGCCAAUGCAUUUUUAGCUCAAAGAAUAUCCAGUAUAAAUGCUAUAUCUGCUAUAUGUGAGGCUACAGGUGCUGAUGUAUCAGAGGUAGCUAAUGCUAUUGGUACCGAUAGUCGGAUAGGAUCGAAAUUCUUAAAGGCCAGUGUUGGUUUUGGUGGUAGUUGUUUUCAAAAAGAUGUGUUAAAUCUAGUAUAUUUAUGUGAAUGUUUAAAUUUACCAGAAGCAGCAGCUUAUUGGCAACAGGUUGUAGAUAUUAACGAUUACCAGAGACAACGAUUUGCUAAUCGAGUUGUAGAAAGUUUAUUUAAUACAGUUACAGAUAAAAAUAUCACAAUAUUAGGUUUUGCUUUUAAAAAAGAUACGGGAGAUACAAGAGAAUCUGCAGCGAUUUAUUUAAGUAAAUAUUUAAUGGAUGAAGAGGCAAGGUUAAGAAUUUAUGACCCUAAAGUUGAAAAAAGUCAAAUAUUGAGAGAAUUAACGCAUCCAUGUAUAUCAGAAGAUCCUAGUAGAGUUUCUAAGUUAGUGACCAUACAUCAGAAUCCUUAUGAAGCAGCAGAAGGUAGUCAUGCAUUAAUAGUUUGUACAGAAUGGGAUGAAUUUAAAACCUUAGAUUAUCACAAAAUCUAUCAGAAGAUGUUGAAGCCAGCAUUUAUAUUUGACGGGCGAAUUAUUUUGGACCAUGAAGCUUUAAUUGAAAUAGGAUUCCAUGUUGAAACUAUUGGGAAACGGUUGUCAAGGAAACCAGUGCAUAGAUCCAUAGCGCCUAGCACUCAGUAGUGUAUACAUUGUAAUAUUGUGAUAGUUUUUAUAUGCAAAACAAUGAAUGAAUGAAAAACAAAACAGUAUUUUAUAGUGCCUGGCAUUCUUUUUAUUUAAUAAAUAAGAACUUUAGCAGCUGGUUAUAAUGCCUCCUGCUCAGCACUGCCCACCAUCAUUUGUCCAUAGUUACAUUGGUGUUUUUUAUAAAACAACCCAAAAUUUAGCAGCAUGGUAUUUUUUCAUAAAGCAAAUUGUGCAUACAAUUUUUAUUUACAAACUGCUGUUAUGUUAUAAAGCACAAUCUAAGUAUAAAAAUAAAAAUUCAUGAAGAAUGAGAAGGUUUUCAACUUACAAUAGCAUCAUAAAUUCGGAUCCUAUAAAUUUCUAAGAGACAUAAAUAUGGCUAUGUGAAAACAAUAGAAACGAAUGUAAAAUGGCCAUAAAGCUAUUAUUGAUCAAUUUGAAAUUUUAGGACUCGAAUCUGUUUCAAUAAAAAUACUUUUGAUUGUGUAUGAUUUUCCAGCCGUAUAUUUAAUAUGAUAUAUGUUGGGAAUUUACUCUGCAAUAGAAUUCUUGAUCUACAGUAAUUAAGUGAUCUAUCAAUACUACCGCAUCACACGGUAGAUUGCCACGAAUAGUCCUCAUGUACCGCUCUAUUGUACAGUAAUAAGAUUUCUACCAUAUUUUCAAACAAAGUUUUUUAAAUUUCUCGCCAAAACUAAGGGACACAACUCAUUGCAUGUAAGCAAAAAAGAUCACAACUUUUGGUUAUCAACAUCGAUUUGGGGUAAUUGUACGGUGUAAUUAAGCUAUUAGAUAUGUAAUCAAAAUAGUUUUCAACGUAUUUUAGAGUUAAUAAAGCGGAUAUAAAUAUUGACACGUGUUCCAAUACUCUUAAAAUGUGUAUUGAAUAAAAUAAGCAAGGGCCGACAUUUUAGUAGACACGCAUACAGCAUCAAAUACAAUAUUUCGAAUACAACAAAACCUGAAACUAUAUUGGGAAUAAGAUGGGAAUAAGUCUCACCAAUUCAGAACGCUCUUUUGAAUAAAUGUAAUAACAGAUUUUCGGAAUCUGGCAGAAAAAAUUUCCAUAGAUCUACAUUGUGAAAUGGCAUUGGGGGGGGGGGGGCCUGAUUAAAUUGAAUGAUGUCAAUAUUACUAUUAGGCGUUUUGCAAAACAAUUUUCUAUAAAGUCUGAUAAAAGCACACCAAGCCAAUUAUCUAAAUUGACAAAAAACUCCAGAAUGAUGAACACAAGCACAAGUGGUAAUUGUAGAUUAUAUUUGACAUUAUUUAUUUCUGUAGACUACAUAUUCAAUUUUUAAAUUAUAGUCAUUUGAUUAAUUACGUAAUUUUAUAUGGUUACCAUUGCUUGUCUUUAUUUUAUAUCUUAUUACCCAUUUAAACUAAUUAUUUAACAAUUUAAUCCAUUUUUUGUGUCAUUGGGCCUACUUCAUUGUAUCAUUUCUAUAUUAAUUACCCUUGGAAGUGCGAAUUUAUGCGCUUUGAAUUUACUGCCAAAUCAUGGUUUCUACUUUUUACACCACCCUACUGCAUUAAUUGCAGCUCUUAGGGGUUGACGGGUCUUGUAAUUAACAUGUUUAUGGAUACAUCAAAUACUCCUAAAUAUAAGGUCAUUUUAAAGGUUUUCUGGUAUUAAUUAAUCUUAAAAGGGAAUUGCUCAGUUGUAGUUCUUGAUGGCAUAUUGACCAAAUGAGAAGGCCUUUAAAGAUUUCAUUACUUCAUGCAUACAAAUAAUUUAAAACCAUAAUCCAUUUUAGCCUUCAAUGUGAAUUCAAUUUUUGCAUUCAAUGUAAACUCCAUUUUUAAAUUUAAUGUGAGCUCCUAUUUUGCUUUCAUGUUGAUUCAUAUUGGCCUAUAUGUCAUCAUACUUUUGUUAUGUAAUAAAACUUGAAAAUUAUAUACUCCCUAUAUGUGAUCAAAGAGAACAUUUAGGCCACAAUUUUCUAAACCAUGACAAAGUUUAAAUAGUUUUAUAUCAUUUUUACUUAGACUGGAUAAUGUUUAUCAAAACAUCUUCCAGUCUUUAUAUUGUCAAUAUUCAGUAUUGUGUUUUAUGUUAUAGAAUUUAAAGGGGCCAACCUUAAAGAGGCAUUAUUACUCUCACCAAAAAGAAAAAAAAAAGGAGUCAAUAAUGAAUAUAUUCAAAAUAACAUUAGACUUCUCUGAUUGUCAAAAAUCCAUGCACAGAUGCACCUAGAGUUAGGGUUGUUUCACAAGUUUGUGUCAAUGGACCUUGAAAAUUACAAAAGCUUGGGAAUAGCUGGGCAGGCUUUAGUCAAAUUUUGCUUGCUAUUUAAUAUAAAGAUAUCUGGUGUACCGUAUCUGUAAAGUCUUCCGAAGUGCUAAUGCCUCUUUAUGAAAAUAUUCAAAUUACAACUUUGUCCAACUUUUUUUAAAUUGACACAAACCAAUGUUGUAGUGGUUUAAACACUUGAUCCUUGAUUAUCAAGUACUUGUUAGUCUAGAUUGUUUUGUCUUAAUAUGUGUGAUCCUGUCGAAGAAAGCAGGAGGCUAUUAAAAUGGGUUCAUUCAUCAUUGCCUCUGUCACACCUUUUGAAACAGAAAAACUGGUAGUUUUGAGAUGCAAGCUAUAAAUAGCCACAAUAUAUUAUGUUUUAACACUAUGCAAAUAUUGGAUGUGACUGUAGAUUUAUUAUAAUGUUAUUAGUUAAAGCCGCUGAUUGUCACGUGAGGGAUUUGCAAACUACAAUAUUAUCAAAAUUAUAUCUCUGUAAAGGGAUAUCAGUCCAAAAACGGUUCAAUUCGGUUCAUUAUUUACAAAGAUAUCUGGAAUGGAAAAUUUGUCAUCAUUUGGCAUCCUCUGCAGACAAUAUAAAUGGUAUAUCAUCAGAAGAAGUCGGGGCCGCCUAUAGUCUUUGCUAAUAUUUUUUGAAUGGGUCUCUUUUUUACCUGAUUGAAUCCAAGCUGGAUUGAUAUUUUGAUAUUGUUUUCUUAAUUAAAAGUUAAACAGGCAUUAUGUAAGAGCUAAAUCUGCCUUAUUGCCGGCCUUUCUUUGGGCCUUAAUAUAUAUAAAUUAUUAAUUAGACAUUUAUUAACAUGACAAGACCAUAAUUAACUCUCAAUGCCAUUGGAUGGCUCCGAUUUUAAGUAGAUUAGAACAGUUCAACCAUUUAAUGAUUUAAUUUAUAAAUGGAGAAGCGAGGUUAAGAAUUGAAUGACCAGUUCGGUGGUUAUGAUCAAUGUACACAUCUUGCCAAAACUACAACCAUUGAUAACUUCACUCAAAAUAAAGUAAUUUGAAUGAAAUUUUCAAUAUGUUCCAUAUGUAUUAUCUAUUUUUGAAAUAUUAUAGAGAAAUACAGUCAGCACUUUAUCGAAAGCCUAGCUCACAACCGUGCUGCUACAGACAGUCUACGGGGGAAAUUUUAGUAAACCUGUGCGUGAGACUUAGCCUUCACUUGCCUGUGUUUGGCACGGUCUCUUGCAGCUGGUUUUGCGGCUGGUCUGUGAGAUGCCAAACCCUACGACCCGUGCAUGACAAAAGAGAGAGAGAGAAAUGGGGUUAACAUCCACUCGACACAAACUAGGUCAUUUCGGGACUAAUACAUGGUUUAAUUUUAUUUCAAUAAUUCGCUUGCGCGUAGGGGUCUUUAGCAGUGGGAGGAAACCGGAAGACCCGGAGAAAAGCCCCGAGGUUGGACAGGCGACCCUACACCUUGUCACGUACAACCAGGGAUUCAAAACCAUGUGCUAACCAUUCGGCCAUCCACCGCCCCACCCCACCCGUGCAUGUAACCAGGUACGGUGGGUUGUGAGCUAGGCUUUAAUCUUACAUAAUGGUCCUUUAAAUAAUCAGUUUUAGUGUGGAUUAGGUUGUGAAACAUUAGAUAUUGUCCACAAAAUGCAAAUGACAUUCAGUGACUUUAAUUUUUGUUAUUAUUCUUUUUUUUAUGUGAGGUAUGGUUUCGUACUAAUUACUCUUUGGAAAUCAGAAAUAAUCUUUAAUCAAAAGAGAAAUCCUUUUUAAUUGACAGGUUCACAUACAUUAUUUUAAUGGACCUAAACCUCCUUCAUUUAUGACCAAAAUAUUGAUAGUUUCAUGAUGCACAUACAUGUAUUCAUUAUCUGUGAUUCAUAUUAAACGAUUUCAUGUUAGGUAUAUAUGUUUUAUCAGUAUUUUCAAUUGUGGGAUAACCGUGGGAGCAAUAUUAUUUUGGAAAUUUAUUGAUAUUAUUUUUGAUUUUGUAAAUAAAAUUGGGAACAAC